Dreissena polymorpha is the source of this 1329-nucleotide messenger RNA. RefSeq lists its product as uncharacterized. Lineage: Eukaryota; Metazoa; Mollusca; Bivalvia; Myida; Dreissenidae. The transcript has 5 exons. The coding region runs from base 28 to 669 and encodes 213 amino acids. The record is from RefSeq and is a predicted model, not a curated record.
UCUUCCUUCUUUGGGAUAGUUUGGUUGAUGCUUUUUGCUCAAGGACCGUUUGAAGUAUAUGGACAAGUUGCACUUGGACCGACAGAGGUUAAACCAAUAUCAGUAUUCGAAUGCCUAUCAAAUGUUGACAUUAAAUUUCGAUUCUUUCUCGAAACGGAUAACAAAACAGGACAGCUAAUAGCAGAAUGCGAUACUGCAGUACUCACAUGCUAUUUGUCACAUUCCUCUCUAUCCAAAUAUUAUUCAGUAAAGUACGCUGGUAAAGGUGGAGAGUUAGAUAUCUUAGAAGAUAAUAAACAGACUCGAGGCAUCUACACUUGCUGCGCAACGUAUAACUCUUCUAGUUGCGUCAGACGGAAAAUAACGGGCCCGCCAUACACACACAUUACAACUUUACACAACAGCACGCCACACACACACACUACAACUUCACACAUCGGCAAGGCCGUUGAAAACAAAAUUCUGGAGCGACAAGCGAACAGCAAAACAAACGCCACAGAAACGAAAUUGGAUGUGAAUGAUAAUCGCCCUUUAUUGGUAGGCAUUUUGGUUGUGCUUAUUAUUGGUGUAGCCGUCAUCAUAGUAUUAACAACCGUGAUUGUUUGCGAUAAGUGCAGCAAACAAAAAGAUCAAAAUCCAGAACAAACAACUUUCAUACGGAAAACUUGAGAGAUGGAACUUUUGACAACAUACGAAAAUACGGCUGGAAGGAAUAAGUGUAGAUAACAAUAUAAUUAUGUUUACGUUUAUUUCUACUUAUACAUAUAUGUAUCACGCCCAAUACCCAAUAAAUACUAUUGCAGUGCAUAUAUGUGUUGAACAAGGAACUUAAUAUAACAUGAAUAUUGCAUCAUAUGUGAUAUGUGCUGAAUAAGGACCAUAAUAUAAUAUGAAUAUUACAUCAUGAUAUGUGAUAUGUGUUGAAAAAGGACAAUAAUAUUUUAUCAUAUUAACUGAAGUGUCCACCAAUAUUUCAGAAGCCGUAUGAAUAACGAUUAUGAAGUACAAAUGAGAGAUGUGUAAAUGUAAUUUACUGACAGCGUUGAACGUAAAAUCACACAAAAAACUAGAUAAAUGACUUAUGAUCUUAAAUAAAUGUUCUUAUUUACAUGUAUGAAGAAACAUACGUGUGAAGAACAGAGAUGCAAACAACUUAAGACCACUUACGACCAUCGUUAACAUUGGUUUCUGAAAUUCACUUAACGUUACUCAGCUAUUUUAGAGACUAGUUACUGGUUGCAAAUGGUGGCCGACUAGUCAUCAGUAUACAUUUUGUCGCAGAUUUAUUUCGAAAAUGUUAUUCUUCAACAUGAAUAAUUACCAUGUAAU